GCGCGCAGCGGCUGCCGCUGCCAUGGACCCUAGCGGCCUGGGAAGCGCCUCUCCCGCAGUUAUGGAGAAAAAUGGUACAGAUGCAUUUCCUCUUACUAUGAAUUCUUCAGUAAAGCAAGAGACUAUAUGUAUUUUUGGAACUGGGGAUUAUGGAAGAUCCCUGGGAUUUAAAAUGCUCCAGUGUGGCUUUUCUGUUGUGUUUGGAAGUCGAAAUCCCCGGAUGACCAGCAUACUGCCCAGUGGUGCAGAUGUCUUGAGCUAUUCAGAAGCAGCCCAGAAGUCUGACAUCAUAAUCGUAGCAAUCCACAGAGACCAUUAUGAUUUUCUCACAGAACUAAUUGAGGUCCUCGAUGGGAAAAUAUUGGUAGACAUCAGCAACAACCUCAAAAUCAAUCAGUAUCCAGAAUCUAAUGCAGAAUACCUUGCUCAGUUGGUGCCAGGAGCCCAUGUGGUUAAAGCAUUUAACACCAUCUCAGCCUGGGCCCUCCAGUCAGGAGCGCUGGAUGCAAGUCGGCAGGUGUUUGUCUGUGGAAAUGACAGCGAAGCCAAGCAAAGAGUGAUGGAUAUUGCUCGUACUCUUGGACUUACUCCAUUGGAUCAAGGAUCUCUAAUGGCAGCCAAAGAAAUUGAAAACUACCCCCUGCAAUUAUUUCCAAUGUGGAGGUUCCCCUUCUAUUUGUCUGCUGCACUGUGUGUCUUCUUCUUUGUCUACUGUGUUAUAAGAGAUGUAAUCUACCCUUAUGUUAAUGAAAAGAAAGAUAAUACAUUUCUCAUGGCUGUUACCAUUCCAAAUCGUAUCUUUCCAGUAACAGCACUUAUACUUCUUGCUUUGGUUUACCUCCCUGGUGUUAUUGCUGCCAUUCUGCAGCUGUACCGAGGUACGAAAUAUCACCGAUUCCCAGACUGGCUUGACCAUUGGAUGCUUUGCAGAAAGCAGCUUGGCUUGGUGGCUCUGGGAUUUGCCUGCCUUCACGUACUCUACACGCUUGUGAUUCCUAUUCGUUAUUAUGUAAGAUGGAGGAUAAGAAAUGCAACUGUUAAACAGGCAAUAUCCAAAAAAGAGGAUCCAUUUAGUACCUCUACAGCCUGGCUUAAUGAUUCAUAUAUAGCUUUGGGAAUCCUUGGUUUUUUUCUGUUUGUACUUUUGGGAAUCACUUCCUUGCCAUCAGUUAGCAACAAGGUCAACUGGAGAGAGUUCCGAUUUGUCCAGUCCAAACUGGGUUAUUUGACCCUGAUCUUGUGCACAGCCCACACCCUGGUAUAUGGCGGAAAGAAGUUCCUCAGCCCUUCAGUUCUCAAAUGGUAUCUUCCUUCAGCCUACAUAUUAGCCCUGAUCAUUCCUUGCACUGUGCUGGUGAUCAAGUUUAUCCUCAUCAUGCCGUGCAUAGACAGGACUCUUACACGGAUCCGCCAGGGCUGGGAAAGGAGCUCAAAAUACUCGAAAUCAGCAUUGAAUGGAAAAACAUAUAUGAAGUAAAGUUCAAUUUACCUGGA
Galeopterus variegatus (Sunda flying lemur) is the source of this 1494-nucleotide messenger RNA. It is a transcript of the gene STEAP4, whose product is annotated as STEAP family member 4. NCBI's taxonomy places the organism in Eukaryota, Metazoa, Chordata, Mammalia, Dermoptera, Cynocephalidae. Gene Ontology annotation, cellular component: plasma membrane; endosome. Gene Ontology annotation, biological process: copper ion import. Gene Ontology annotation, molecular function: ferric-chelate reductase (NADPH) activity; cupric reductase (NADH) activity. The record is from RefSeq and is a predicted model, not a curated record.